AUAGAGAAGAAAAGCACCACUCUCAUGUCCCUUUUCAGACGUUUUUUAAAAUGGCAUUCCUUGUAAUUUGAUGGGGAAACUUUUGUUUCGUGGGUUCAUGCAAUUAUCAUACAGAGGUGGCGCUUCAAUAUUAGUUGCCCUUCUGUUUUAACGUGGUACGGUGUAUCAUUUGUGGGAUUUUACAGCUCCGCUCAGAGUCCUUAGAAAGGGCAUGACUCUAGGAUAAGGUAAUUUGGGGUAAGCCCAUCUCUGGCAGUACGAGUUUGCCGACACUCCUUUUCCCCCUUGUUGCUCCAGAGUCUCCAUUUUCAGUGCUUGCACCGAAGUCUGUUUUGCUUCUCACAUUUUUUUUGUAUGCAUGCAUUCAUGCAUAAAUGAAUAAAUUGAAUAAUGUUGAUUGGUUUGUUCUUUUCACUAGAGCAACUUGUUUACUUUUCGGAAUUAAUAAACUGCCCAAGGAAUCGUCUGGCAACUGGUCAUAUUUAAUAAAUAAUUAAUAAAACGCUGUUCGUUCUUGGGAGGAGUGACGCAAGAUGUUCCGGGGGACUGUAACCAGCUUACUCACUGCCACCACUCCCCCGCCUCCCACUUGCUGCUUCCAAACCAGGCUCCUUCUCCCUGCAGUCACUCCCACUGUUGCUCCCUGGCAUAGCAGCUGCCCUGAUUGGCACACCCCCGCUGCCAUCACCACUGAGGCAUAUUCCUAAAGCUUCCAAUGUGAAUUGAUUUAAAGAACACUGGUAUCAAAAUUCCUGAGACCAGACAGUAUUUCAGUUCUUCAAAAUCGGUCUAUCAACAAUCAAGAAAUUUACUUCUGAGUACCUUUCCCAUGGAGUGCUUGGAAGAACAAUGCGUGUAAGUCUUUGACACCAUGAUAUCCAUCAGGCAAAGAAAAGGAAUAAAAACCACAGAAGUUUCCGAGGAUUAUGCGGUACAAGAAGAAAAUGUGAAGUUGGAAAAUAAAUUGCCAUCUAGUUGUACCAGUGGAAGAUUAUGGAAGAUUCUGUCUUUUACAAUUGGUGGAACUGUUGCCCUUUGCAUUGGACUUCUUACAUCUGUCUACCUGGCCACUUUACAUGAGAAUGAUUUAUGGUUUUCUAAUAUUAAGGAAGUGGAGCGAGAAAUCUCCUUCAGAACAGAAUGUGGACUGUAUUACUCCUACUACAAACAGAUGCUGCAGGCGCCCACCCUCAUGCAAGGUUUUCGUGGCUUAAUAUAUGAUAACAAAACUGAAUCUAUGAGGACAAUUAACCUGCUUCAACGAAUGAAUAUUUACCAAGAGGUUUUUCUCAGUAUUUUAUAUAGAGUUCUACCCAUACAGAAAUAUUUAGAGCCAGUUUAUUUUUAUAUUUACACCUUAUUUGGACUCCAGGCAAUCUACGUCGCAGCUCUUUACGUAACCAGCUGGCUCCUCAGUGGUACAUGGCUGUCAGGGCUACUGGCAGCUUUCUGGUAUGUCACAAAUAGAAUAGAUACUACAAGGGUUGAGUUUACCAUCCCAUUGAGAGAGAAUUGGGCGCUGCCAUUCUUUGCAAUUCAGAUAGCAGCAAUUACGUAUUUCCUGAGACCAAACUUACAGCCUCUUUCUCAAAGGCUGACACUUCUUGCCAUUUUCAUAUCAACUUUUCUCUUUAGUCUGACAUGGCAAUUUAAUCAAUUUAUGAUGCUGAUGCAAGCAUUAGUACUGUUCAUUCUGGACUCCUUGGACAUGCUGCCAGCAGUGAAGGUGACAUGGCUGUAUGGUAUACAACUCACAGGUUUACUCCUGGUCUGCAUUCUUCAGUUUUUUAAUUCCAUGAUUCUUGGGUCAUUACUUAUCAGCUUUAACUUUUCAGUAUUAAUUGCAAGAAAACUUCAGAAAAAUCUGAAAACUGGAAGCUUCCUUAAUAGGCUGGGGAAACUGCUGUUACAUUUAUUUGUGGUUUUAUGUUUGACACUUUUUCUCAAUAACAUUAUUAAGAAAAUUCUUAACCUCAAGUCAGACGAACACAUAUUUAAAUUUCUGAAGGCAAAAUUUGGGUUUGGAGCAACAAGAGAUUUUGAUGCAAACCUGUAUCUGUGUGAAGAAGCAUUUGGCCUUCUGCCUUUUAAUACAUUUGAAAGGCUUUCAGAUACUCUGCUUUUUUAUGCUUACAUAUUUGUUCUGUCCAUCACAGUGAUUGCAGCAUUAGCUGUUGCCUUCCAUAAUCUCAGUGAUUCUACAAAUCAGCAAUCCAUGGGUAAAGUGGGAAAGUACACAAUCGGCCUGAAACCAGAAACUGCCUACAACUUAACACACACCAUUCUGUUUGGAUUCUUGGCACUGAGUACAAUGAGAAUGAAGUACCUCUGGACAUCACACAUGUGUGUGUUUGCAUCAUUUGGCUUAUGCAGCCCUGAAAUAUGGGAGUUACUUCUGAAGCUGAUCCAUCUUUAUAACCCAAAGAGGAUAUGUAUAAUGCGAUACUCAAUACCAAUAUUAAUACUGCUGUAUCUGUGCUGUAAGUUCUGGCCAGGAAUGAUGGAGGAACUCUCCGAGUUGAGAGAAUUCUAUGACCCAGAUACAGUGGAGCUGAUGAACUGGAUUAACUCUAACACUCCGAGAAAGGCUGUGUUCGCUGGAAGCAUGCAGUUGCUCGCUGGCGUCAAGCUGUGCACGGGAAGGACCUUAACCAACCACCCGCACUACGAGGACAACAGCCUGAGAGAGCGAACCAAGGCGGUUUAUCAGAUAUACGCAAAGAGGUCUCCCGAGGACGUGCACGCCCUGCUCAGGUCCUUCGGCGCGGACUACGUGAUCCUGGAGGACAGCAUCUGCUACGAGCGCCGGCACCGCCGGGGCUGCCGGCUGCGCGACCUGCUGGACGUCGCCAACGGCCACAUGAUGGAUGGCCCAGGAGAGAAUGAUCCUGAUUUGAAGCUUGCAGGCCACCCUCGCUUCUGUGAAGAGAUCAAAAGAAACCUGCCUCCCUACACAGCGUACUUCACUAGAGUGUUUCAGAACAAAACAUUCCAUGUUUACAAGCUGUCCAGAAACAAGUAACAGAGCUUUCUAUUCAAUCUAUUUUUGAUACGUGAAACGCCACCGUAAGGAAAGUCAAUAGCUAGAUAGAUAACGUUUCCUAUGUCAUUAGGUAGCCCGUACCUUAAAGCUGUGAUAUGAUUAAGUCUACAAAUGUUUACACUAGCGUUACCAUCUUUGAGAGUACCUUAUACAAGCUUCAGGUCUUUUUAGUCUUGUUUCAUUAAUGUUCUUCAGCCUAAAUGUCUUCAGCUUUCUAAAGGUGAUGUUGAAUUUUGUUGUUGGAGAGCACAGAAAGUGUUCCAUGGGUAGCCUGGACAGCUGCGUAUCAUGUUGGAAACCCAGAGCCUGUUCAGCAUUUAAAAUACUUCUGAUUUUUAACUGACUUAAGACAGCUACUGUUGAAUCAAAUUGAGGGGAUGCAUAAUUAAAUUAUUAAAUAUUAUUCCACUCGUGAAGAUCAGUUGGUGGCUUUUUAAAAAGCUCAUUGCCCGUUUCACUUUUUAAAUUUUAUAAUGUUUUCCAAUUGUCAUGCUUUAAUAUUUUUUAAAAAAUCAUGUUAGGUCUUUGUAUGUAUCUAAAGUUUUUUGUUGUGUUCUGUCUGAAAUGUAAUGUGUGGCACUUUGGUAGUGUGUGUGUGUGUGUGUGUGUGUGUGUGUGUGUGUAUGUGUGCGUGUGCACGCGCAUGUGCAUGCCUGUUUUAAUGCUGGACACAGAAAAGUGUUACAAGUUCUGUAUGGUAAGUCCUUAAAGGAGCAGGAAUGUUAUGUAGCCGAGUAGAAUUUGUUACUGUUUAGUGUUAUUAUUAUUUUAAAACCUAUUGAUACUAUUUAAACUGUCCUGCAAGUAAGAAACUUUUUCUUGAUUUCUUACUCAUUCAGAUUUACUGGGUUUGCAAAAUUUUGUAAACUUUUUGUUUUUAGCCUUUGUAUUUUUUACAGCCUAGAGCCUUGCAAAGUCUUAAAAUUUUUUAAAUGUUGUAUCUUAACUAACUCACUAAUCUGAUAUUUUUCGCAGAGAGCAUUUUCAUACCAAGUUUGCUUUGUGGUCUCCAAUCUUACCGUGAGAGCCCUGGUUAGGUUAUUCUUUUUCUUACUCAAAGGUAACCAAGUGCCUCUAAGUCAUGCUUAUUUGUAAACAACGAAGAGGAUUAUGUGUACCUUGUACUUGGUCAAAACUUUUUUUAUAAUUGCUUUUAUAAUUAAUUUCUAAUAAUGGGGACAUGUAAAAGUUGCUGAUAAAAGCAUACUUUGUAUUUAAUUUAAUCACGAUGCUAAUGAAAUUAACUUUCACCUCUGUUCUUGCCAGUUGAAAAUGAUUUAAAUGUUUCUCCUUGCAGUUGUGUUGAAGUAAAUUACUGUAGGCAUGAAGAUGUCUACGUCACAUGUUCAAAUGAUUUUAUAUUCAGCUACUACUUAUUAAGCAGUAUUCAGAAAGAAACUUUAUACUGUCAUGUUGGACUCAAGGAUAACUUGGCUUUUAUCAAAACUUAUUUAAAUAAAAAAUUGACAGUAGCUGGGUUAUUAAAUUAUGCAACUGAAACUCCUGAAUUAUAUCUUUCUUGUAUCCCUUAAUAAGGUUGGAGACCACUGCAGUUUAGGAUAAUACAAUAAUAAAACAUUUUAAUCAGCACUAAAACUUUAAUUAAGCCAGUAGUGAUGCAUGCCUGUUGUAGCUGACAGCACGGGUCAGUCCAUCCUUCGGUGAGUGCCUUACUCUUAAUUGAAACCAAGCACAUGUAAGGUACAACACGUUAGACUAUCUAGUUAUGUUUUUAAAACCCUACCUUGGCAGAUGUAUUUCAAUUUAUUUUAAAUAUUCCUAUAUGUAUUAAUCUAAGCAUUUGGGUAUUUAGAGUUUGAAUAUGCAAGAAUCGUGUACUUAAAUUUGUCUGCUUACCCUCACCACACUGAUGGCAUAUGGUGAUCUUUUUUCAUAGUUUAGGUGCCAUUUGUUUCCAAAGCAUUUAGUGUUGGGUCUUCAAUGAAAAAUACAAAGUGCCAAAAAAAACCUUGCAAGACAGAAUCCAUACACACUCUCUUUCCAAAACACUGUGACCAUGUAUAGCACAUUUUUAUUUCCUGAUGACCAAAUCUCUUAGCAAAUCACGUUAAAUAUUUUUAGUGCUCGGCAGUAUUCUCUUUUAUGACCUUCUCAUUGGAGUACACGGGAGGGAAGAGGAAGAGUGGCUGGCUCCUGGAUCUCUGCCAAGCCACAGCAGGUGCCCUGUGGCGUAAGCUCCCCGCCACACGGCUCUCAGCGGCUGCGCUAAUAUUUGGUGAUAGCCUCGAAUAAGGCUGUACCUUAUGGGUAGAAAAACCACUUGAUUUUUGCUUCAGCAUUAGCAUUCAGAGGAACCUCUAAGUACAAUAAGUGCUCUUAAUUAACCUUUACUUACCUGACUCACCAGAUCCCUGCACAGUCUCCAUCCUCUUGUGAGCUGCCUGCCCACCUGGCACCGCUCAGGGGCUGCUCCCCGUGUGCUCACAUGCUCCACUCCCUCCCUUGUGCCCACACCACACUUCUCUGUGCAUCUCUGCCUCCUGUUGUAAAUACAUGAUUCAACAUAAGCCCAGGAAAUCUGGGUCUGAAAAGAAAGGGUCACUCCUGCAAAAAGUAGCUUGGAUGCUUUGGUAAGAUUUGAUGAAGGUUGCCACUAAUAAGAAUGGCUUUUAUAUUAGGUAUGGUUGGGAAAAUUAUAAAAUAUUCGGAGAACAUAAAAUUCAAGCAAAUUUCUGAGCUCAGACUGCUUCACAAGAUUUAUUUAUUUAAGUACUCAUUUCACCUUUAAAAAAUCUAGGCUGAUCAGAAGGUAUUAAAAUGUACCCAAAUUGGUACAUUAUUGGUAUGAUUUAUGCAAGACCAGAACUGCAAUCACUGGACCCUUAUGCAGAGGAAAGGCCUUGGCUUUACAUCAGAAGAUGAGCAAAUGAAUGUACAAUUACACAUCUGAAAUUAUGAUUUCGCUAUUUUAACCUUCUUAAAUGACCAGCUACUGAUACUAAUCACAGUGGCUAAUAGAGUUGGAAGUCACUUUAUUACAGACUUAAAAAUAGGGAUUCAUUUCAAGAACAUAAUUAGGUAUUAUCUAGGUCAUCUGUUGUCCACUUAAGAUGAUUUUCUUGACCUUUGUGAGAUCAGCUAGAUAAAUGUGUGUGUGCAUGUGUGUGUGUGCGUGCGUGUGCGCAUGUGUGUGCAUGCAUGUGUGUGUGUGCGUGUGCGUGUGUUGGGUGCUAUCAGAUAUUUCAUCUGGUCUGCAUCUUUACAGGUAACUAAAAAUGUUUAUUCUGAUUCCACAUGAACCUUGUAACAAUUUUAGCUCAUCUUUGUCCAAAACCUACCUGAAUUAACAUAGAAAUAUUCCAUUUUAAAAUUUUCAUUUAAACCUUGGAAUUAAUAGGAAGAUAAAAUGUUCUCAAAUCAUGUAUCUUGGUCAGUAUGCUCCCAAAUGCUUUAUAAAUGACAACUUUGGCCUAGAAGAGCAUACUUGCCUGUUCCUGGAAAAAAGCGAUUAAAUGAGAGAGUGGUUUACUUUCACGUGGCAAUUGAUUUUCUGCACUUAACCUCCUAUGCGUAAAAUCUUACAAAGAGCUUUUAUAAUUUGUUGUACUAAAUUGUAUGAAGAUUAUGUACUAAAUAAAGCUCUUUUAAGUUACACAA
Molecule: messenger RNA, 6661 nt
Organism: Camelus dromedarius (Arabian camel)
Lineage: Eukaryota; Metazoa; Chordata; Mammalia; Artiodactyla; Camelidae
Gene: DPY19L3
Product: dpy-19 like C-mannosyltransferase 3
Exons: 19
Coding region: 872-3022 (716 amino acids)
Cellular component (GO): nuclear inner membrane
Molecular function (GO): mannosyltransferase activity
Source: RefSeq, a predicted model, not a curated record